Molecule: messenger RNA, 3171 nt
Organism: Archocentrus centrarchus (flier cichlid)
Lineage: Eukaryota; Metazoa; Chordata; Actinopteri; Cichliformes; Cichlidae
Product: acyl-coenzyme A thioesterase 3-like
Exons: 4
Coding region: 172-1416 (414 amino acids)
Biological process (GO): acyl-CoA metabolic process; fatty acid metabolic process
Molecular function (GO): fatty acyl-CoA hydrolase activity
Source: RefSeq, a predicted model, not a curated record
GUAGGUGUCGGUAAUGCACCUGUAAGUUGGUUUGCCAACCGGCAUUACAGUCUAAAGAAGACGAAGGCGAAGACGAAUAUAUUUGACCAUCACGGCGGCACCAGUUAAUCUGAGAAGUUGGACUUUGCCAAGUUUGGGUACGCCCUUCUCGUCUUUGAUCCUUCAGAAGAGAUGUCCUCUCAAGUCAGGCUGAGGCUGCUCCCGAGGGCCACGUGUCUAUAUGAUGAGCCCAUUCAGCUCAAAGUGGCCGGGCUGCGGUCGAAGCAGGUGGUCACCAUGAGAGCCACAUCCACUGAUGAGAGAGGAGUGGUGUUCAGGUCCUCAGCCACUUACAGGGCAGAUGGCAGCGGGGAGGUCGACCUGAACAGAGACCCCUCGCUCAGAGGGAGCUAUGUUGGAGUAGAACCCAUGGGCCUGCUGCAGUCACUGAAGGCAGACACCUUGCACAAAUAUUUCUACAAGAACAAAGCUUUAAGCCCUCACAUUGUGAAGUUUUCUGUGCACGAUGAGGAGAAGGACGGGAUACUGGCAGAAGAGACAAAUGAGAGGUUUCUGAUGGGAGAAGGAGUCAGCUGGGUCUCAGUCAAAGAGGGGAACAUUCGAGGAGCCUUGUUUACACCUCCAGGAGAAGGACCGUUCCCUGCUGUGCUGGAUCUAAAUACGUUCAUGUCUGAGAAAAGAGCCUGUCUUCUUGCCAACAAAGGCUUUGUGGUCCUCGCCAUAGCUGCGUUAAAUGACAGAUCUGGUCACAUCAAAGAAAUACAUCUGGAUCACUUUAAGGAAGCCGUGGAAUUUCUACAACAACAACCUAAGGUGGGCAGUAAAGGAGUCGGCAUAAUAUCGAGAUCAAAGGGAGCAGAUAUCGCGCUCUCACUUGCUGCUUUUGUGCCAGGUGUCAAGGCUGUGGUUUGGAUCAAUGGCAGCAGUGCCAAUGUGGGCAUUCCCCUCUAUUACAAGAAACGGCAGAUCCUCUCACCCUUAAUGCUUGACUUCAGCAAGGUGAUUCCCACUGAGUCAGGAGCAAACCUUAUCAAGCAUGCUCUUGAAAAUCCCUUGGCAGAAGGAAAAACGGGCACCCUGAUUCCCAUUGAACGAGCGAGUGCCCGUUUCCUCUUUGCAGCUGCAGAGGAUGACCUCAACUGGGAUAGCAAGGCCUACAUGGAAGAGAUGGUCGAGAGGCUGAAGCGUCAUGGGAAGGAGAACUUUGAGAGUGUGCUUUACCCGAAAGCUGGACACUUGCUGGAGCCACCUUAUGGACCCUUCUGCCCUUCUGCAUUGCAUGGGAUGCUUAACUUCUCAGUGGUGUGGGGCGGUGAACCCAAGGCUCAUGCAGCAGCUGAGUUCCACCUGUGGAAGAAGAUCCAGGAGUUCUUAACAACUCACCUGAGUUGCGGUGAUGUACAGGCCAAUUUAUAGAUUUAAACGGGAUGAUUAGAAAGCAAAGUAAAUCAUGACUGCAAAUUAACUGUAGGAAAACUUUUAAUAACACUUGUAAUAAGCAGAAUGUUUAAAUGUGUUAAUUUGCUGACAGUUUGAUUUGCAUCCAUUUUCCUUUGACCUUCACUGUCUUGUUUCUUUGUCUGUAUUUCAUGUUUCUCUUUUUAAUAAGUUCCUGUUUUAUUUUAUGUUAUUGAUUAACAGCACCUGCCAACUAAUUACAUUUUAAUUCCUAUGUAAGGGUGUAUUUAGUUUUCCAUGCCCUGUUUUUGCAUUUUGCCUUGGUUUUGGUUUAAUUAGUAAGUGUAAUAUACCCUAUAUUGCCGAAAGUAUUGACUUACCAAUUCAUAAUAUUGAAUUCAGGCGUUCCAAUCACUUCCAUGGCCACAGGUGUAUAACACCAAGCACCUAGGCAUGCAGACUGCUUCUACAAACAUUUGUGAAAGAAUGGGUCGCUCUUAGAGGCUCGGCGAAUCCCAGUGUGGCACCAUGAUAGGAUGCCACCUGUGCAAUUAGUCCAGUCAUGAAAUUUCCUCGCUACUAAAUAUUCCACAGUCAAAUGUUAGUGGCAUUAUCAUGAAGUGGAAGCAAUUGGGAACGACAGCAACUCGGCCACAAAGUGAAAGGCCACGUAAAAUGACUACUUUCUGUAGAGUCAAUCGCUACAGACCUCCAAACUUCAUGCGGUCUUCAGAUUAUUUGAACAGUGCGUACAGAGCAUCGUGCAAACUGGUUUCCAUGGCCAAGCAGCUGCAUCCAAGCCUUACAUCACCAAGCGCAAUGCAAAGUGUCAGAUACGGUGGUGCAAAGUGUGACACCUACAAGUUUAUGGUCACAAUUGUAAUUUGUUUGAAGAAUAUGUUGGUGAAAAAGGCAUUGUUUACUGAGGGAUUACACUGGUUUUAGCUGGGGUUAUGAAGAUGUAAUUGUGUGGCUUCGCCACAAGGGGGAAGUAAUACUGCAUGCUGCUGCAAGGCCUCCAUACCUCAGACCAGGAAGAGCCUGUAGAAUGAACUCAACUCCCGUCUCUACUUUCUCUGUAUAAAUCUGGUUAGCAAUGUGAGCCAUGUAAUUGCAACACACGCAUAGGAACACGCAUAGGAACAUAAGACCUUUUUUGUGUUAGUUUGAACUCAAAUUUCAGAUGAAGUGCAUUUUCACAGAUAGCCUCUGGAGCUUGAAAAAGGGCGACUGGACUUCCAUUUUGUUUCUUUAAGACGUGUCACCUCUCAUCCGAAAGGCUGCUUCAGUUCAGUUAGAGGUUCUCAAACCUGGAUGACUGAGAUCCUACACAAGUUCUAUCUUAUAUUUUAGAAAGUUUGACUUUCUUUUGCAUGCCACUGAACAGGAGUGGCCCUCCAAUCUCAUUGUACAUCCUGUAUAAUGACAAUGAAGGCAUUCUAUUCUAUCCUACACGGACAUUUUCACAGAUCGGAAAAAGCGUGAACUUUCCCACAAUUUGAAAUGGGAGUUGCCAUGCCUCAUACAUGUAGUGUAACUAGAUGGCGAGCCUUACUGUGUACAUUUGAUUUUAUUGCAAAUGUGGCUUCUAGACACACCUUAUCUUAAAGGUUGCCAGGGGUUUUGCAGUUAACUAAUUUGAUUUCUAUAUGAUUUACUGCUCUGUUUCCAUAUUAUACUGAGGUGAUUUGGGGAGAUGGGGAAAUAUAUUUUUGUUUUCUGAUGUAAUUUAUUGUUGUUCCAUGUGUUGAGUUAUUAAAAAAGAUUAACAAA